Fusarium tjaetaba is the source of this 1950-nucleotide messenger RNA. Its product is annotated as glutathione synthetase ATP-binding protein. Bases 1 to 1950 code for a protein of 649 amino acids. The transcript is spliced from 2 exons. Lineage: Eukaryota; Fungi; Ascomycota; Sordariomycetes; Hypocreales; Nectriaceae. Gene Ontology annotation, molecular function: metal ion binding; ATP binding. The record is from RefSeq and is a predicted model, not a curated record.
AUGGCCGAACAAACACGACUCCACAUCUGGCUGAACCUGCCAGACAAUCAAGUUCGCAACUCAGAACCACUGGAGACCUCCCUUGGUCCCGGAGUGUGGAUCUCGAACAAUGAUACUCAGUCGAAUGCUUCUCAGCUUAGAAAGAGUCAAGAUUCAGCCAUAGCCGCGCUUCUCCAGGAAUGCAUCGCGCAAGAAGAAGGCAUGUGUGUCUUCCAGGUUCCUAGAGUGAGCGGCUUUACAGGGCAUGCCGACCCUUGGGCCUUUCGUGUGGCAGACUGUGCCCUUGUUUCCUCGACCAAGUCAUUUCUCUCACCACUUCAGGAGAUAAUAGCUCCUUCCGACGCCACCACCAACAACAUUGUUGGCGUAUUCAAGGCCUUGGAAGCAUCGAUAGGGGCUAUUAUAUCCCCUCUGGAACUGUGCAAUGAGACUAUCGACAAACUUGAGUUUGAAGUCACACGAAGGCUUUCCUUUCCUUUUAUCUCGCCAGAGCCUAUCCGCAAACGGCGCAUAUGCUUCCUGAUAUGGAGUCGCAUAGCGGCCAAGAGAGCGGCAUGGGCUAAUGCGAAGGCGCUGGGUAUCGAAGUCGUAGUCAUGAGUUCUGGCCCGUGGUCCAAGGAUGAUAAGCCACCACAGGAGUAUCUGAUGGAUGGCUAUAUCAAUAUGGACAUGACGACCGACGAUGGCUUCUGGAAAAGAAUCGUCGAUGCGGUCAAGGCAUACCCAGAUCCAAUAGAUGGUCUCAUAGGGCCGUGGGAUAUGUUCAUGGUGCCGACGGCCAAAGCAGCGAGAGAGCUCGGACUCUAUACACCAGGACCAGAGGCUUACUCGAUUUCAACAAACAAGUAUCGCACGCGCCAGAUGCUCGAUCCCGAAGAGAAAGACUUUUUCACGGUGCAGAAUCUCAAAGAGCUGGAUUCGAGACUGCAGUCUCCUAAAUCCGUCAACUUCCCGGUUGUAUGCAAACCAGUCGCCGGACUGAGCAGCUGGGGAGUCUACCGCGCAAACAACGCCCCACAACUGCGUGAAGCCGUCGAGAAAUCCCUCAUCGUCAGCCAAGAGCUUCCCGAUCUGAGGGUUGUGGUCGAACCAUACAUCGAUGGGCCUGAAGUGGACUGCAACAUCGUCCUCUUCAAGGGCCGGGUUCUGUAUACUGAGAUUGUAGACGACUUUCCUUGCUCCGCAGACCUCGCGGAGGAUCCGACAGGAAAGCUCUUCACAGAGUCACAAGCGGCUGUGCCAUCGAGGCUCCCUGAGAAUGAACAGCGGGCCAUCACAGACGAGGUUGUCUCGGCAGUUCGUAAAAUGGGCUUCGACACUGGCGUGUUUCACUGUGAGGCGAGAAUUUGCAACUCGUCCAUGAAAUACACUUUCACCAAAGGUGCAACGAUUCCAGACCUUGAGCCUAUAGCAGAGCCCAGAAGUUCCGAGGACACUCCAGUAUAUCUCCACGAGGUUAAUGCCAGGAUGCCAGGACCAAUGAGUUCAGCCUCCAGCGUCAUUUCACGCGGAAUCGACUUUUGGAUGCUGGGCGUUCUCUGCGCCGUUGGUGAAUGGUCUCGAUACGAAGCGUUUUCAGUUCCAUUUCUGAAUCCAGAGGUCACCGACCACACAUGGCUCAUCAACUGCAUCGUGCCCGUCAGCCUGGAGCGCAUCAAACCCCUGUUCCCCGAUCAUCCGGCAGAUCAGCUUGGACAUCAGGCGGUGGACAGCAGUCACAGCCCUAUAUUGGAACUGGCCAAGACCCACCCCCAUUUGACGAAGCAUGUGGCACGGCACCAUGUGUAUAUAGAGCCUGCGACGAGAUUGGGAGGCAAGGAGGGUGAUUGGUUGUGGACUAUGUGUAUGGUGUUUCACACUCCGCAUAGUCGGGAGCACGCAUUCCAACUAGCUCAGGAAUUCCCAGAGGUUUACGAGGCUUUUGUAAGGGACAGGUAUGGCCAUGGCUAG